Messenger RNA from Elgaria multicarinata webbii, 1047 nucleotides. RefSeq names its product cytochrome b-c1 complex subunit Rieske, mitochondrial. The transcript is spliced from 2 exons. Gene Ontology annotation, cellular component: membrane. NCBI's taxonomy places the organism in Eukaryota, Metazoa, Chordata, Lepidosauria, Squamata, Anguidae. Gene Ontology annotation, biological process: mitochondrial electron transport, ubiquinol to cytochrome c. The record is from RefSeq and is a predicted model, not a curated record. Gene Ontology annotation, molecular function: 2 iron, 2 sulfur cluster binding; quinol-cytochrome-c reductase activity. The coding region runs from base 41 to 865 and encodes 274 amino acids.
AGGGGGGGAGAAGCUCGGAGUCGCUGUCGCCGCCGCCGCCAUGUUGUCCGUGACCGGCCGCUUUACCCCGCUCGCCCCUUACCUCUCGGCCGUGGCGCACGCCGUGCCGGCCCCGCUGAAGCCCUUGGCGGCCGGGUUGGCGCCGGCGGCCGUGAAGUUGCCGGCCCUGGAGCCCAAGCGGCCUCGGCUCUGCCAGGAGUCGCUCCGCGGCCAGGCGGCCCGAGGGGGCCUCGUCGUCACCAACAGCCUCAACGCUCCCGCUAGCAUUCGUUUCCUCCACAACGAUAUCACUGUGCCAGACUUCUCCCACUACCGUCGCCAUGAGGUAAUGGACAGCACAGAAUCAUCCCAAGAGAGCAGCGAAAGCAGAAAGGCCUUCUCCUACUUUCUGGCAGCAACAACAACUGUGGCCACAGCAUACGUGGCUAAGAAUUUUGUCCAUGAGGUCGUCCUCAGCCUGAGUGCCUCUGCAGACGUGUUGGCCUUGGCCAAGAUUGAGAUCAAGCUGUCCGAUAUUCCAGAAGGCAAGAGCGUGGCUUUCAAGUGGCGAGGGAAGCCCCUCUUUGUGCGUCACAGAACCCAGAAGGAGAUCGAUGAAGAAGCACAAGUAGAUUUGGCUGAGUUAAGAGACCCGCAGCACGAUUUAGACAGAGUAACGAAACCGGAAUGGGUUAUACUGAUUGGUGUGUGCACCCAUCUUGGUUGCGUGCCCAUUGCUAACGCUGGAGAUUAUGGUGGCUAUUAUUGCCCUUGCCAUGGGUCACAUUAUGAUUCAUCUGGCAGAAUCCGUAAAGGUCCAGCUCCGUCAAACCUUGAGAUUCCACAGUAUGAAUUCUCUUCAGAAGAUUUACUUAUUGUGGGUUAAAUUCCUGGACCCUUGCCUCUAAGCGUGGUGUGUGCCCACUGAGGAAGGAGGCCGGUGUAACGUAAUGUAAAAAUGAGUCAAGUCAUACGGUAUUCCUAACUGUCCAAAGUUGUUGUUCAGCACGAAUGAUGUGUUUGCAUACUUGGUCGGUUUUAAUAAAGGAUUGAACUGUUGCCCUACAA